Helicoverpa zea (corn earworm) is the source of this 1259-nucleotide messenger RNA. RefSeq names its product trypsin, alkaline B-like. The record is from RefSeq and is a predicted model, not a curated record. Gene Ontology annotation, molecular function: serine-type endopeptidase activity. Bases 21 to 1226 code for a protein of 401 amino acids. Gene Ontology annotation, biological process: proteolysis. Lineage: Eukaryota; Metazoa; Arthropoda; Insecta; Lepidoptera; Noctuidae. The transcript has 7 exons.
UCGAAGGCGACGAUGUGACAAUGUCUUGCUCCCUGGACGUCCCCAUCCAGUACUGCUAUAUCCUUGCUAAUAACGGCACCGUCUACAAUGCUGGUCCUUCAUCCACCAACACAACGUUCGAAAAUUUAGUAUGGAACGUUGGAAGUUCCGUCAAUGUGACCAUUGGUCCAAAAGAUACGGUCUACUGCAGUAUUAGAGACGACAGAUACCAAACGGUUUCCGAAGGACCCGGUCCAUGCAGAAUCGUCGUGGACAGAGUAACUAUAUAUCACAAAGGACUAUGGACUGUCUUUUAUGGCGAGGCGGGCACAGAUGUAUAUCGAAAUAGCACUUUCGAAGUGCAGGUGACAGGAGACAUAUACGCGGGGGCUAUCCCGGUGUUGGCGUAUGAGGGCGAGGAGUUAAUUAUGUCUUGUCCCGCGGGUACGGCCAUACGCUACUGCUACAUCAUUGCACCCAAUGGUACAGUCUACAAUAUUGAUCCUUGCUCUGUUUCAAGAAUAGCUGGUGGAGGCGUCGCUACCAUCAAUGAGUAUCCCUUCUCUGCAGCCCUACUGACCAAUAGAGGCUCGGGGGCUUACGUCCAGACUUGUGGAGGGUCCAUCAUCACAGCCAACGCUAUUUUAUCCGCCGCAUCAUGCUUUCACGUGAAUGGAGUUUUAAAUCCUGCCACCUGGUGGCGAGCUAGGGUUGGUUCCACCAACGCGAACUCGGGAGGUACGAUCUACAUCAUCAAUCGCAUCACAGCUCACGAGAACUUCUCGCCCACAACCUAUGUCAACGAUAUCGCAGUGUUGAGAACCCACCUUAACAUUGGUCUUACGCCGAAUUUGACUGCGGUUGCUAACAUCGCUGGCGGUGGCUACACAUACGCUGUUAAUCAAGAAGUCUUUGCUAUCGGGUGGGGAGUUACUUCUAACAGCAACCCAAUGCCGUCUGAGCAGCUGCAGGUAGCCCAGGUGUGGCUGAUCAACCAGCAGACCUGUCAGAACAGGCAUUCUGACACAGGGUUCACGGUGAACGACAACAUGAUCUGCGCAGGAUGGCUCGAUGUCGGCGUGAGAGGACAAUGCGCGGGUGACGUAGGCAGCCCACUCCUGGACAGUAAUGGAGCCGUCAUCGGCGUGUUCUCUCGAGCUCAGGGCUGCGCCGACCUGUUUUACCCUGAUAUCAACACCCGCGUCUCUGCGUACACUAGGUGGAUCAUUGCAGCAGCCCUUGUAUAAUUAAAUUGUUAAUAAACUUUAUUAUAUUCUUAA